Messenger RNA from Jaminaea rosea, 6641 nucleotides. RefSeq lists its product as hypothetical. Lineage: Eukaryota; Fungi; Basidiomycota; Exobasidiomycetes; Microstromatales. Gene Ontology annotation, biological process: phosphatidylinositol phosphate biosynthetic process; phosphatidylinositol-mediated signaling. The coding region runs from base 80 to 6580 and encodes 2166 amino acids. Gene Ontology annotation, cellular component: cytoplasm; plasma membrane. The transcript has 3 exons. The record is from RefSeq and is a predicted model, not a curated record. Gene Ontology annotation, molecular function: 1-phosphatidylinositol 4-kinase activity.
CCCACACUCUGGCUGCUUACCCUUCCUCUUGCUCCUUGACUAUCCUCAUCACCAUCUGCGCCCAUAACAAGCAAGCAGGAUGGACAGCCUCGACUUGCCCACCCAUCAGCUGAUCCUCGACGGACUUGCCUCCAACUUAGCGGAUAGCAUCCUAGCCAAUGACGUCGACCACGUCAAGCCUGAACACCUCUCUGCCCUCACCUCCUCAGCCUCCGCAUCUUCCUCCAAAGCUAGCAAGCUCACUGGAGGAUCAGGCCACUACCUCUCGAUCAACGCGGCUCACUCCCUCAUCAGCCUGUCGCGCUUCCUUUCGUCCAUCUCCUCUGCCGUCAACCCAGUGACGGAGCGUGGUCGCGUCAAUGACCAGGAGCACCUCAUACCAGUGCUCAACGAUGUGAUCAAUGCCACCAAGAGCUUGACUGCGACGGACGUCGAAGCGCUGGUUGGACUCGCCAACGAGUGGCCUUUGGCUGACCGCCUUGCCGGUGCACUCGUCGAGUCGCUGCUCAAGACGGCGGGUAAUGCGCCGCAGCAUAGAGCAAAGUGCUUUGAUGCCAUUGUUGUGCUGGCAGAAAACCUCUCAGCCGGUCUCGGUGCCUCCUCCGGUGAUGCUCACAUCGUCGUCACUCGCCUCGUCCCCAUGCUGCACGGUCUUUAUCGAGCUCUUUCCUCGACGACUUUCAAGUGGACCCUUCCCGAGUUCGCCCGCCUGGUCACCGCCCUCACUCCGGUUACGGGUACCUCGCAGACGGUACAGCGUCUCAACCACGUCCUCCUCGUCCUGCCUGAGCAGCAGGCCGCUCUCGCUCAGGGCACUCGCGCUACCCGUCGCAAGCCUAAAGAGGCAACUAUUCGACGUCGUGAUGAGGAAGAGGACGAUGAGGACGAUGGUCGAUCGCACGGUAGUACCGAGACAUUUUUCUCGGGAGACGAAGGCGAUGAUAUCGUUGACGAAGUGCUCAAUGGCGGCUUCACCUACACACAAGGACAGGACGUCAUGGGCGACGAAUCAUUCGACUACCGCUACGCCCUCCUCUCCCACUAUAAGCGCCUUGGCCGACCUCUCUCGGGUCACUUUGUGCUCUGCAGCGCUCUCGAGAUCUUGGGCUCGGUCCUCUCGCAGACUCUGGCAAGCCAUGCUCGCGCCCCUGAAGAUCUCGAUGCCAAUCUGCAGCCUCAACAGAAUGGCACAGCACAGAAUGGCGACCAGCCGCAGCAGCCUGCUCCUCCUCACAUCGACACCAUCGAUGCCGCUGUCGACAAUGUCAGCCCAGGCACAACGAGCCAAUUGCCCACGCAGCGCGCCUGGCAGAAGCUGUAUCGCCAUGCUGUCACCCUUGACAGCACCGACAAAGCCUCACUCGCCGCCGCCAACGGCUCUGCGAACGGUAAUGGCAGUGGCUUCCUCUCCUCCCUUGUUGGCGGCAAUAAGUCUGCUGCCUUUGGAUCUGACGGGGUCAGCCUAACGGGCAACACCCAAGGUGUGGCAGCCUCGCUCCACCUAGCCAGCCGCGCCUACCACGAUGUGCAGCGCUUCAUCGAGAAGGAAGGCCGCAAGAAUGGCCAGCUCUUCAACGAUGUCUACUCCCUUGAGAUCCUCAGCGAGGCACUCAAGCUAGGCGCGCUGUCCUCCAUCGCCUUGUCUCGCGUCAAUAACUCCGCGCUAGACGCCCACACCCUCGUCCGCAUUCGUGCCCUGUUGAGCGAGUCAGCGAUCAUCAUCGAUCCCAUCCUCCAAGGGGCGGCACUUCAAAGUGCUGGUGUACUGGUCCGCAAUUUCCCUUCCAUUGUCGGGCCUCUCAGCACGCAGCUCAGGCGCUUCGUCGUCUCGCCGCAGGCCAUGUUCAUCUCGGACGGGACGGACAUCUCGCCUGUCCUCGAUUCUGCGGCCAAGUGCCUCGCCAACUGCGUCACCAUCGCACCAGGCGAUGACCUGGCUGUCUCGACGAUGUAUGCGCUGCUCAACCACAUUGGGCGAGAGUCCAACGGCAGUGCCGGUGCUGGUGGUCUCGCGGCCAGCGGCAUGUCCGUACGCUCUGGUCUUUCGAAGGCCGUCACGGGCAGGGACUUUUCGAUGGGAAAGUCGCAUUCUCAGGCACUCUUUGCGCAACGUAAUGAGGAGGAGAAGCGUAUCAUCCACCUUAGCAUCGUGACAAUCGUGUCACGCCUGGCGCUCGAAAUCAAUCGGCCCGACGUCACGGGACUGGCCAUCUCGAUGCUUCUGCAACGUCUUCGCACCGCAGACGCAGAAGCAGAGGCUGCCAUCCUCAACAAUUUGGUACCCCUCGCACUCGCUGGACACAAGUCCACCUUUGUCGACGUCAUUCGCGCCCUCACACAGGUCUCUCGUAGUGCCAUCAGCGGUGGGGCGAACAGGCGAACAGGUCUUCCGAUCCAGCUCGCCCAGCUGCGUCUCGCCCAAGGCUUGGGAGCUCUGCGCGAGGAGGACGACCGAAUCGACAGCGAAGAGGAAGCUGGUCUGGACACCGAAGAAGACCGCUUUGGCUCCAUUGGCCGCAAGGAGCUCUACCUGGUGGAGCUGCUGCAACUCUUCUCGGAGAAGGGUCUCGCCCUCCAAGCUUCAGCCUCUUCGUCGAGCAAGGGAGAACAGAGCGAGCUCGCGACCGACCUGGCCAGCCUGCUACCCCCCAUCGCCGCCCUCCUCUCGCACGACGACAUCAAUCCUCACCUUGAGCCGAGCAUUGAGAUGGUCUCACUCUUCCGCAACAUGUGGUUCCUGUGCGUCAUCUUCAACUUGGCCAACAAGGCUGGCCGAGGCAGCAGCUCCGUUGUCGCAGGCGACGAUGCCGUCGCAGACUCGCUGAGUAUCAUCUCGCUCAAGACCCCGACUCUCGUGCCUGAGACGUCCGUCAACUACCUGGAGAGCGACCUGCAGUACAACUCGGUUCUGAAGCGCGACUUCUCCUCCUCAGCGCUCGACAGCCAGCGCAAGCUCCUCGACAGCGUGAUCCCGAACCACAGCAGCGAGAUUCGCUCGUUCGGCUUCCCGCAAGUCAUCUUCCUUGCCACCAUCUACCACCUCGAAUGCACCCGUUCUGCCAUGGGACGCCCCUCGAUGAUCUUGUGGUACUUUGUCAAUCAGGGACUCAACAAGUCAAGUCUCGUUGGCUCAAUGGACGCAAUCGCAGACAGAGUCAUUGCAAGCUUCAUCGACGACCUCUCCAGUCGCGUCAACAAGCACACCGUCGACCCGCGCGUCUCAGCAGAAGUCAAGAACCUCCUGCUUGGCAGCUGCCACCGCGUCGAAAAGGUCCGAGCUGUCUCUCGCCGCUUCCUCGAUCGACUGGUCAACGUUUUCCCCAGCCUCAUCUGCGAUCAGGACGUCGUCUUUGCGCUGCUCGAGAUCCUCACCUUGCUCCGCCGAGCCUGCGAGGGCCAGUAUCGCGAUGAGUUCUCGCCCGUGUACCACUUUCACUCGGAGAGGGCGAAGCUGGCAUUUGAGCUCUCUGACUCAUACACACAGCGAGAGGAGAUCUUGUCGGGCUUCUACACAAGGGCAAAGUCGUACCUCGGCCUUUCAUUGGGCCGUGCGCCCGUCGAGCUGCAAGGCAUCCUACAGCGCUACCUCGCCGCCUUCGACGACGAUGUGCUGCCCGGUACAGCUGAGCUGGGCAAGAGUCUGGCACUCGAUUACGCGCGUGCUCUUCCUGCCUCGGGAGUGUCCGACUACCACCUGCCCGCGCUUGGUGGCUGGCGUUCAGACCUGUCAAGCUCCUUUGUUGGCGAGCUGACGUCCAAGUCGACCUACCAGGGAGAGAUGACGGGCAUCCACCUCGCCCUGACCAAGACGAUGGUGGAACUGAAGAAGGAUCCGCGCGUCGGCUUCUCACAUCAGAGCGUGGAAAGCUGCAAAGAGGAGAUGCGCAAGGCCAGCGAGGCCUUAACUGCUGGCCACGCUCACGCCCAUGCUGCAGACGGCAAGGCGCACCACGGCCCACUGCCCUUCGCAGAGCUGCGUCGCCUCCUCUACCGUUCUGCGGCGCUCGUCGUCUCUCUGCCGCACGCCGACUUCGACCUCCUCCACCACAUCGUCGCCCUACCCAUCCGCGCCUUCACUCCGCAAGCGAUCACGGUUGCUAGUCACGUCUGGACCUGGAUCAUCGGGGAGCGUCCACUCUUCGAGACGAAGAUCAUGGUUGAGCUCUCCAUCGGCUGGGCGGCCACGGUCAAAGCCAAGCGCGGCCUCUUCCAAGAUGACUUCACCAGCAAACACGCACUGAUCCAGAAGACGGAGAUGUCCGCUUCUGAUCGUGCGGAGUUCGUCAGGGAGGGGGAGAAGGCCAACCGAUUGUUCAUGCCGCAUCUGACCCUUGUGCAGCUCAUGAGUAGCCGAUUCCAGGCGUUCAGAUAUCGAGACCCCACAAUGGUUCUUGCUCUGGUUAGGAUGUUGCAGCGCAGUGCGGCGGCUACGGAUCAUAUGAGCGCGCACCCGUUGGCGAGGCAAGCCUUCUUUUCUCUGGUGCUGUUUGGCUUCCAACUGGUGCAGGGGUCACAGCUGGACGGGCUCGUGGAGUACAAGCUUCGUACGGCUCUCUACGGUAUGGCCUUCCAUUGGUUCGCGCACAGCCCGCAAUUCAGCCACGGCUCGAACAGGCUGCAGAGCGCUGCCGAGAUGCAACUGCUCAGGGAUCUGCUGGCUACAGUCAAGGCCGACAGCGUGCGAUCCAAAUCGAUCACCACGUCGUACAUUGGCGUCACAGCAUCUGCCAUUCGCCUGCCUGGCUACCUCACCCUGCAAGAAGCUCAGCGCGAAGCCGACGACCGUCGUGCGGUCCUGACCCUCUUCCUCGAAGACGAGCUGCGUCGUCUCAGCGUCUGGCAGAACCCGCUCGAAGACCCAACGCGCGGCAGCGACUACUCAGGUGACAUGGCUCGCACGAUGAACGAUGCCAAGUGGGAGGCGACGGUACUCGCUGCCUGGAAGAUCAAGCCCGCUCUUGUCGCCCAGCUUCCUGUCCGUUUCAAGGCCGCUACGGUCCGUCGCGAGGCCGGCAAGCUGGUUCGCGCCGAGCCGCACAAGGUGUACAAGACGGGCGACGCCCUCAAUCUCUUGACCGAGGACCACCUUCGCCUCGCUCUCCGCGAGCAGACGGACCUGCGCUGGCUCCUCUACUGGGGCUCAGUCUCCCCCAUUGACGCCAUCUGCCUCUUCCAGCCAGUGUACGGCAACAACCCCAUGCUGCUGCAGUACGCCAUGCGCACUCUCGAGCACCAUCCCGUCGACCUCACCUUCUUCUACGUCCCGCAAGUGGUCCAGGCUCUCCGUGACGACCAGUACGGGUACGUCGAGCAGUUCAUCUUUGAGACGUCAAAAGUCUCGCAGUUGUUCUGCCACCAGAUUCUGUGGAACAUGAAGGCCAACUCGUACCAAGACGAUGAUGGCGAGGUGCCUGACCCGAUGAAGCCUACGCUGGACCGCAUGACGGAGCUGAUCGUCGAGGCGUUGGAUGGGGAGGCGCAGGACUUCUACGACAGGGAGUUUGGCUUCUUCAAUGAGGUGACGAGCAUCUCGGGCAAGCUGAAGCCCUACAUCAAGAAGAGCAAGCCCGAGAAGAAGGCUAAGAUCGACGAGGAGAUGGCUGCCAUCAAGGUCGACCCGGGAGUGUACCUGCCCUCCAAUCCCGAUGGUGUUGUUGUGGACUUGGACCGUAAGUCCGGUCGCCCGCUCCAGUCUCACGCAAAGGCGCCGUUCAUGGCCACAUUCAAGGUGCACCGCGACGUCACGACUGAGGACCCGGAAUCGGGCGAGGAGACGACGAAGGGCGUAGACGUCUGGCAGGGGGCCAUCUUCAAGGUCGGAGACGACUGUCGUCAGGACGUGCUCGCGCUUCAAGUCAUGGCCAUGCUCAAGAACAUCUACACUGCCGUAGGUCUGGACGCCUACCUCUACCCUUACCGCGUAACUGCUACGGGGCCCGGCUGUGGUGUCAUCGACGUCGUAGCGAACGCCACAUCCCGUGACGAGAUGGGACGCAGCAAGAUCAACUCGCUCCUCGACUUCUUCGUGGGCCGCUUUGGCAACGUGGACUCAAUUCCAUUCCAGCGUGCCCGACUGAACUUCAUCCAGUCCAUGGCUGCCUACUCUAUCGCCUGCCACGUCAUGCAGUGCCGAGACAGGCACAACGGUAACAUUAUGAUCCAGAAUGACACGGGUCACCUGGUGCACAUCGACUUUGGUUUCCUCUUCGACAUUGGACCCGGUGGAAUGCACUUUGAGCCUUACAGCUUCAAGCUGACUGCCGAAUUCAUCGAGGUCAUGGGCGGCAUUGACUCGCAGGGAUACAAGCUCUUCUCUGAGCUCGUGGUCAAGGCAUUCCUUGCUGCUAGGCCGUACGUGGACGAGAUUGUUGGCGUGUGCGACCUCAUGAAGCACACGGGCCUGCCGUCGUACACGGACGGUAACACGAUGAAACGAUUCAGAAGUAGGUUUGUGCCGGAGAUGGAUGAGAGGCAGGCAGCUAGACAUGCUGUGGGGCUCAUCAACGAUGCUAGCAAGAACAUCAGGAGUAUUGUCUACGAUGGGAUCCAGAAGGCGCAGAACGGGAUUCCCUUCAAGUGAGCGGACGCGCGGCGCACACAAUCAUUUGCUUCGUAAUGGUUUCUUCUUUUCUUCUCUGUGG